Messenger RNA from Plasmodium vinckei vinckei, 645 nucleotides. RefSeq names its product GTP-binding nuclear protein RAN/TC4, putative. NCBI's taxonomy places the organism in Eukaryota, Apicomplexa, Aconoidasida, Haemosporida, Plasmodiidae. The transcript has 2 exons. Gene Ontology annotation, biological process: ribosomal subunit export from nucleus; protein import into nucleus. Gene Ontology annotation, cellular component: nucleus; cytoplasm. Gene Ontology annotation, molecular function: GTP binding; GTPase activity. The record is from RefSeq and is a predicted model, not a curated record. Bases 1 to 645 code for a protein of 214 amino acids.
AUGGAUAAUCAAGAAUUUAUUCCACAAUAUAAACUUAUUUUAGUUGGUGAUGGUGGUGUUGGAAAAACUACUUUUGUCAAGAGACAUUUGACAGGAGAAUUCGAGAAGAAAUAUAUUCCAACUCUUGGUGUGGAAGUACAUCCUUUAAAAUUUCAAACCAACUUUGGAAAAACUCAAUUUAACGUUUGGGAUACAGCAGGUCAAGAAAAAUUUGGAGGAUUAAGAGAUGGAUAUUAUAUAAAAAGUGACUGUGCAAUAAUUAUGUUUGAUGUAUCAUCACGUAUUACUUACAAAAAUGUCCCUAACUGGUAUAGAGAUAUAACAAGGGUUUGUGAAACAAUCCCUAUGGUUUUGGUUGGAAAUAAAGUUGAUGUUAAAGAUAGGCAAGUCAAAUCAAGACAAAUUCAAUUCCAUAGAAAAAGAAAUUUACAAUAUUAUGAUUUAUCAGCUAGAUCAAACUAUAAUUUUGAAAAACCAUUUUUAUGGCUAGCUAGAAGACUAUCAAAUCAACCAAACCUUGUUUUUGUCGGGGAACAUGCUAAAGCACCUGAAUUCCAAAUUGAUCUAAAUAUUGUACGAGAAGCUGAGAAAGAAUUAGAACAAGCUGCAGCAGUAGCUAUUGAUGAAGAAGAUAUUGAAAAUUGA